AUGUGGGUUGAGUUUUUAGAAUUGUCUGUUCAUGGAUCCUACCUUUACUCACUUGUUGCUAGUUGGAAUAUUUUUAUUAUAAUUGACCUUGCUCUAUUUUUUUUUACUGUACACUGCCCUCAAGCCGUUGGGAGACACAAUCCCUUGGGAGACAGGGUGCUUGUUGUAGCCAAGACAGCAGCGCAGAAGACCACAGGUGGUAUUCAGUCGCCUUCUACCGCUCAGACUAAGCCACAAGGAAGUGAGAUCCUUGCUAUUGAGAAGGGUAAGACCGUCGGAAAGGCCCAAGUCGAUGUUAGUGUGAAGACUGGUGCUCAAAUCAUUUACUCCAAAUAUGUCGGAACUGAAGUGGACUUGAAUGGAGUAAGCCAUCUUUUAUUGAAUAACGAUGGCAUUGUUGGUAUUCUCGAGACCGAAGAUGUCAAGGAUUUUAAGCCCCUGAGCGAACGCGUGUUAAUUAACGUUGAGGAGGCCGAGAAGGAAACUGCUGGUGGGUUACUUCUAACAGAGGAUAGCAAGGAGAAGCCCUCCAUUGGAACGAUAAAAGGUCCUUCAUUUCAUAGUUUACAAACACGAAUGCAACACCUGAAAAACAAAUCAAGCCAUCAAAGAAUUUCAAACGGAGCUACAAAAAGCUGUGGAGGAGAAGAAAGUGGGGAGAAGCAAUAA
Papaver somniferum (opium poppy) is the source of this 669-nucleotide messenger RNA. RefSeq names its product 20 kDa chaperonin, chloroplastic-like. The transcript has 6 exons. Gene Ontology annotation, molecular function: protein-folding chaperone binding; ATP binding; metal ion binding. The coding region runs from base 1 to 669 and encodes 222 amino acids. NCBI's taxonomy places the organism in Eukaryota, Viridiplantae, Streptophyta, Magnoliopsida, Ranunculales, Papaveraceae. Gene Ontology annotation, cellular component: chloroplast; mitochondrial matrix. The record is from RefSeq and is a predicted model, not a curated record.